AGGUCGUUGGUCACUUUGUUAAUGCGCCCCCACAUUGGUUCAGACCAGAUGUAAGCGCACAACACUAUGACCCACGAUAAGACAAAUGAACCUUUGUCUUCGCCCGCGUGGCGUAAUUCUUUCAUUCUUCGUUCAACAGAACAUCUGGGAAAUUUAAUUUGCUGUCUGUAUCUCUGUGCAAAGCGCUUCUUAGAGACUGUUCAAUUCACCAUGAAAACUUGGAUCACUUUAGGAUUAAUAAAAAAGAGAGUGAACAAAAAAUGUAAAUAUGUUUAUGUUCUCAAGAGAGGAAAACCAAUUAAAAAGAGAUCGAUUAUUAAGAACUCAAAACCAAUAUUUGUCAAAGAUUUUUUGGAUCGAAAACUAAAGAAUCCUUUGACACACAGAAUCAAUUUUCUUCAUGGAAUUUAUCUGGUUUUAAACAGGAGUCAUGGUUACUGUACAGAUUUUAUAUUAGAAGAGUUGAAAGAUUACUGCAGAAACGAUGACAGUCUAGAAAUUAGUAGACUUAAAGAUGCACUUAUGAAACAGAGCGAUGAUCUUUACGAUCUGCAUUCUAUAGUUCAAGACUUCCACGACUUAGGCUGUAACAAGAAAGGUAUCAAUAAUGGAGUUUUCGGAUGUUACAAAGCUGCAAACAUUUUGAAUGACCUUGUAAAUGUAUCACGUUGUCCAUGUUCAAAUCCCAUUUACUUUCAUUACAACAGAAAGAUGGAAAAUUGCCUCACCAAACACAAUGCUGCCUUCAGUUCCAAAUAUUUACCAAGCCCUCAAAUUCUUCGGAACCAGAGAACUUUUGUUCUUACCUUACAGAAAUGUUUUAAUGCCCUUUCUGAUAUCAAUAUGAAGCAAUAUGAUGAUUGA
Messenger RNA from Biomphalaria glabrata, 864 nucleotides. RefSeq lists its product as uncharacterized. The coding region runs from base 67 to 864 and encodes 265 amino acids. The record is from RefSeq and is a predicted model, not a curated record. Lineage: Eukaryota; Metazoa; Mollusca; Gastropoda; Planorbidae. The transcript is spliced from 3 exons.